This is a messenger RNA of Siniperca chuatsi (mandarin fish), 2914 nucleotides long. Its product is annotated as E3 ubiquitin-protein ligase TRIM21-like. The transcript has 2 exons. Gene Ontology annotation, molecular function: zinc ion binding; protein binding. The record is from RefSeq and is a predicted model, not a curated record. Lineage: Eukaryota; Metazoa; Chordata; Actinopteri; Centrarchiformes; Sinipercidae. The coding region runs from base 172 to 1809 and encodes 545 amino acids.
CAGAGCAACACUCAGAGGUUCAACGUCACAAUACUGAAAUGAAACUGAAUGUUUGUCAGAGCGACAGCAGAGCUGUAAGUAAGAAGAGUGUUUUUGUUUCCGUUUAAAGAAAAAAUUAACUUCAAGACUUUCUCAGCAACACAACAGAGUCUCUGAAAUACGUGUGUAGAUAUGGCUGCUGUGAACUAUCUGCGAUCUGAAGAUCAGUUUCUGUGCUCCAUCUGUCUGGAUGUGUUCACUGAUCCUGUCACCAUACUAUGUGGACACAACUUCUGCAAAAACUGCAUCACUCAACACUGGGAUACUACUGACCAAUGCCAGUGUCCCGCAUGUGCAAAGCUUUUCCACAUAAGACCUGAGCUGCGGGUCAAUACUUUUAUCUCUGAGAUGGCUGCUCAGUUCAGACAGUCAGCUCAACAGGAAGCCAGCAUCAGUCGCUCAGAGACACAAGUGUCCAAACCAGGAGAAGUUCCCUGUGACGUCUGCACUGGAACCAAACUGAAGGCCUUGAAGUCCUGCCUGGUGUGUCUGGUCUCCUACUGUGAGACUCACCUGGAGCCUCAUCUGAUAGCUUCAGGCCUGAAAAGACAUCAGCUGAUCGACCCUGUGGAGAACCUGGAAGACAGGAUGUGUACGAAGCACGAUAAACCUCUGGAGCUGUUCUGUAAGACCGACCAGACAUGUGUCUGCGUGCUCUGCCCUGUUUUAGACCACAAGACACAUGAGUUUGUUCCUCUGAAGGAAGAAUAUAAAGAGAAGAAGGCCGAGCUGGGGAAGACAGAGGCUGAAAUUCAGCAGAUGAUCCAGGAGAGACGACUGAAGAUUCAGGAGAUCAAACGCUCGGUUGACCUCGGUAAGGAAGAUGCAGACAGAGAGAUCGCAGAAGGUGUUCAGGUCUUCACUUCUCUGAAGGAGUCUGUUGAGAGAGGCCAGGCCAAUCUCAUCCACACGAUCAAAGAGAAGCAGAAAACAACAGAAAAACAGGCUGAAGCUUUCAUCAAAGAGCUGGAAGAGGAAAUCUCUGAGCUGAUGAAGAUAAGGACUGAGGUGGAGCAGCUCUCACACUCUGAAGACCACCUCCAUCUUCUCCAGAGUUUCCAGUCCCUAAACACCCACCACCCGCCACCCACCAAGGACUGGACAGAGGUCAGCAUCCAUCCACCAUCAUAUGAGGGGUCUGUGGUGAGAGCUGUGGCUCAGCUGGAGGAGACACUCAGUAAACAGAUGAAGAAGCUGCUUAAAGCAGAGCUGAAGAGGGUCCAGCAGUAUGCAGUGGAUGUGACUCUUGAUCCUGAUGCAGCAAAUCCUGAACUCAUCCUGUCUGAUGAUGGGAAACAAGUGAAUCAUGGUGAUGUAAAGAAGAAUCUCCCAGACAACCCAGAAAGAUUUUCUACGAGUCUCUGUGUUUUAGGAAAGCAGAGUUUCUCUUCAGGCAGAUUUUACUUUGAGGUUCAGGUUCAAGGAAAGACUGAAUGGGAUUUUGGAGUGUGCAGAGAGUCGAUCAACAGGAAGGGACUAAUCACACUGAGCCCUGAGGAUGGUUACUGGGCGAUAUGGUUGAGGAAUGGAAAUGAGUAUGAAGCUCUUGAUGACCCUGAUGUCCGUCUCUCUCUGAAGUCUCAGCCUCAGAAGGUGGGGGUGUUUGUGGAUUAUGAGGAGGGUCUGGUCUCCUUUUAUGACGUAGAAGCUGCAGCUCUUAUCUACUGCUUUACUGGCUGCUCCUUCACUGAGAAACUCUUCCCAUACUUCAACCCAGGUCUGAAUGAUGGUGGCAAAAAUUCUCCCCCACUGGUCCUCUCUCCUGAGUAGACAGAUCAUUCAGAUUCAUCCAGAAUUUGAUUCAGUCACAUUUAUCAUAAUAUCCUAGUUUACAUCAUCUUCUUAUUCUAGUUCCACUCAUGACAAAUGAUCGAUAAUAAUCAAUAACUCUGUAAGAUACAACAAUAUGGGACUUGGGGAAAUUUGUUUGUUUUUGAGUGCUAAGAAAAUAAUCAUCGUUUUAUCUUUUUUUAAAUGAUGGUUGCUCAAAUUUUACUACCCAGAACAGCAGUAUAUUAGCUUCAUGAAGAGAAAACUAACUCCAAGGUUCAUCUUUGUAUUACUGAAACAGCUUUUAUAUGAAUUUAUAUAAUGGUAAAUGUACAUAAAUGACCACGUACUGUAUGUUUGCACUAUUUGAUUUAUUUAUUGUUAAAUUCAGCUGCACUUGCUAUGUGUUGUCUUGAAAAAAGCAUUUAAUAUAUACAGUGGUGUGCAAAAGUGUUUGCCCCCUUCCUGAUUUCUUAUUUUUUUGCAUGUUUGUCACACUUAAAUGUUUCAGAUCAUCAAACAAAUUUAAACAUUAGUCGAAGAUAACACAAGUAAACACAAAAUGCAGUUUUUAAAUGAAGGUUGUUAUUAUUAAGGGAAAACAAAAUCCAAACCUACAUGGCCCUGUGUGAAAAAGUGAUUGCCCCCUAAACCUAAUAACUGGUUGGGCCACCCUUAGCAGCAACAACUGCAAUCAAGCGUUUGCGAUAACUUGCAAUGAGUCUUUUACAGCGCUGUGGAGGAAUUUUGGCCCACUCAUCUUUGCAGAAUUGUUUUAAUUCAGCCACAUUAGAGGGUUUUCGAGCAUGAACUGCCUUUUUAAGGUCAUGCCACAGCAUCUCAAUAGGAUUCAGGUCAGGACUUUGACUAGGCCACUCCAAAGUCUUCAUUUUGUUCUUCGUCUUCGUCUGUCAGCCUCACUAGAAUGCUGUAUCAAAUUCACAUCUGAAUCCAUGUAAGGUUCGGCCACAGACAACAUUCGCAAACAGUUUGCUCAACCGUAAUUCUUGACUCUGCUUAAAUAUUUAACAAACAAAUAAACUCUUUGAUUAGUAGCAACUUCUUUCACAUUAGGUUGAUAAUAAAUGUAACCUCUCCUCUCUGA